This is a messenger RNA of Racocetra persica, 171 nucleotides long. The record is from the annotation of a GenBank genome assembly. NCBI's taxonomy places the organism in Eukaryota, Fungi, Glomeromycota, Glomeromycetes, Diversisporales, Gigasporaceae.
UAUUUACGUGGUCGAAGUUGAUAAAAGUAAAGCAUUCGAGUAUUUACGUGGUCGAAGUUGAUAAAAGUAAAGCAUUCGAGUAUUUACGUGGAUCGAAAUCGAUAAGAAUAAAGCAUUUGAGUAUUUACGUGGUCGAAGUUGAUAAACGUAAAGCAUUCGAGUAUUUACGUG